AUUCAUUCAAUAUAUCAAUAACAUAUUUUCUCCCGUGCCUUCUCACAGCCACAACAUGCGUAACACAAAUGACAAAUUUGAUUGCCCCUGAUUAUGGUUUUUUUUCUUAGUUGAAUUUGAUUAUGACAACACAAAACCUCUAACCACCUCUAUGGCUCCAGGUACAGUCAUCUAAAGCUACUUUGCGGCCAAUUAAUUGAAUCUACUGCACAGCACGUUUUUUUACCAGUAUCUUUUUCUCCCUAAAAUGAGUGAUGGGAUGUCGAGUAUGAGGAUCAAACCCUUUAGUUUUCACAUUGAUUUCAGACAUUUAUUACAUAUUUACUCUGCACAAAAAGUACUAUAGCCUAAAACUUAAAAAAAUUGAAAGCGCUUAAAAAUUAUUUCAGAACAUUACAGUCAAAAAGCUGUCUGACUCUUCAAAUUGUAAUAUUGUUUGACAGAAUUGGACAGAGAAAGUAAUAUGUCAUUGGCAUGUUGAUAUUUUCCAGAUUUACUUUGCAUAAUUCUUUGAAAAUCAACUAUUAUCUUUGAAUUCACUGGUACAUACCUUUUCAUAGUUCAUGAGUUGGCACAAGGUCAAGGACCUAGCUGCAGAGCUGUUAUAAAGCUUCUCGAUGUUCGCGUCCGAGCGAUCGAAUUUAUAAAUCAUGGAGCCAAACUUGCAGUUGGAUAUGAAAAUGUUAAGGUUGCAGUGCUUGAUAUGACUUCAUUAUCAGUUUUGUUCUUGACAGAUUCCGUAUCUGUUGGUAGCUCUCCACUGGUCUCAGUGAUUGCAAAGAGAUUUAUGCAUAGUGAUGGUCAUAGCAAAAGCCCAAAACAAUCAGAGCUUCCAGAAAAUCAUAUGGAGGAACUCAUGUUCGUUUUAACUGAGGAUGCAAAGAUCUAUGUAAUUGAUGGUGGUAGUGGUAAAACGUCCAGUUUAGAGCCCCUGCAUUUAAAGAAAGUGUCAACAGCAAUUUCUAUGUAUGUCAUAGAAAACAACACCCCAUUUUCUGGUAUAAUAAGUAAGAAGCCACAGUCCAGCAAGGAUGAUGCAAAUAGUAAUGAGCCUUCACAGGACAUGACCACUAGUGAUCAAUGUGAUACGGCUCCCUUUCUACAAAAUGACCCCUCCAGGAAACACUUUGAGGAGUCCUUUGUUCUACUUUGCUGUAAAGAUGCAAUACGCACUUAUGCUACAAAAUCUGUGGUUCAUGGGAACAAUAAAUCUGUGUGCAAAGUGAAGCUCGACAAACCUUGUUGCUGGACAACUACUUUUAUGAAAGAUGGGAAAGUUUGUGGGCUACUAUUACUCUUUCAGAAUGGAGAUAUCGAGAUUAGAUCUUUGCCUGAUCUAGAGUUGGUGGAGCAGACCUCCUUAAUGUCAGUUUUAAGGUGGAAUUUCAAGCUAAAUAUGGACAGGGCGAUGAGUUCCAUGGAGAAUGGCCAUGUUACCUUGGCAAAUGGUUCUGAACUGGCUUUCGUGUCCCUAUUAGCUAGUGAAAAUGAUUUCAGAAUUCCAGAAUCUUUGCCGUUUCUUCAUGAUGAAGUGCUCGCAGCUGCAGCAGAUGCUGCCAUCAAAUUCUCCACUCAGAAGAAGAAACAGGGUAGUGGGCCAAACAUUAUUGGUACUCGUUAAAGGAUUUAAAGUGGGAAAAACGAACCAUAAUAUGGAUCUCAGUGAGAUGUCUAAGUCAAACUUUAGUCAUCUGGAAGGUAUCUUUAUGAAGAACCCACU
Nicotiana tabacum (common tobacco) is the source of this 1720-nucleotide messenger RNA. The record is from RefSeq and is a predicted model, not a curated record. Lineage: Eukaryota; Viridiplantae; Streptophyta; Magnoliopsida; Solanales; Solanaceae.